CACAUACACCAUACCUGGCGGAGAAUUCAAUGGCAUCAACGAUGAGUUCGAUUCGCUCCUCCUUUUCUUUACUGAUCCUUUUCAUUAUCUUCUUCCUCUCCUUCAAUGCCACGACAUCGUUCAACCAUCUCAUUCAAGAAACCUGCAAGAAAAGUUCGGAGUCUGAUCCAAACAUAAGCCUCAACUUCUGCAUUUCUUCUUUAGAAUCAGAUCCCAGAAGCCACAGCGUCACAAGCCUCACUAAUCUUGGCCUCAUCUCCAUGAAUCUAAUCAGAACCAACGUCUCAGAAUCUAGGGUUUACAUUGAACACCUCUUGAAGAAGACAAAGAAGAAGAAGAACACGAAGGGGUCGAAAGAUCGGUAUAUCAGAGAAUACUUGAAGGAUUGCUUGGAACUGUAUUCAGAUGCCAUCACGACUCUUGAAGAAGCCAUUGGAGAUUACAAGAGAAAGCGUUAUGUAGAUUCGAACGUCAAGGUAAGUUCUGUUCUUGAUGCGUCUUCCACCUGUGAAGAUGGGUUCGAGGAAAAGAGAGGAGUGGUUUCACCAUUAACGAAGAGAAACAAUGAUACUUUUCAGUUGUCCGCCAUAGCUCUCUCCAUCAUUGAAAUGGUCCGGCAAUGAAAUUAUUUUACAGCGAGCUCGAUCAUAACAAAUGAUAUAGUAAUUUCUUCAUGGAUUAGGCCUCUAAUACCAGUUAUAGUCUGUAAUGCUUUUUGUAAUGUCUCAGAUGCACAAUUUUUUUCC
Molecule: messenger RNA, 746 nt
Organism: Prosopis cineraria
Lineage: Eukaryota; Viridiplantae; Streptophyta; Magnoliopsida; Fabales; Fabaceae
Product: putative invertase inhibitor
Exons: 1
Coding region: 30-623 (197 amino acids)
Molecular function (GO): enzyme inhibitor activity
Source: RefSeq, a predicted model, not a curated record